AUGGAUCCAGCGCGAGCAAUAGUAGUGUGCAUUCUUUGUUGUAUACUGAUGUGCAAUGGUAGCUUUGGGGAGGGUUUAGAUAUGAAGCAGAUUAAGGUAAUUAAGCUACCGACGAACGUAAGUAUUCCGGCACUGAUUAUGUUUGGAGAUUCAAUUGUUGAUACCGGCAACAACAACAACAACUUCCAAACAUUUGCUCGCUGCAAUUUUUUCCCCUAUGGCAGAGACUUCCCAGGUGGAGUUUCAACCGGACGAUACUCAAACGGAAAGGUUCCUGCUGACCUUUUAGUGGAAGCAUUUGGAAUCAAGGAGCUACUGCCAGCCUAUAAGGAUUCAUCCCUAGAGCCCAACGAUCUCCUUACCGGUGUUAACUUAGCUGCUGGAGGUGUAGGUUAUGACCCUUUAACAUCAAAACUCGCAGCAGUUGAAUUACUAUCCGAUCAGCUGGAACAGUUCAAAGGGUACAUAGACAGACUGAAAGGAAUUGUUGGAGAAAAGCGAACAAGCUUCAUCAUAUCAAAUAGUUUGAUUUUUGUGGUACUAGGAAGCAAUGACAUUUCCAAUACAUAUUUUGGUAGCCCUUUGAGGAGAUUGCAUUUUGAUGUUCCUUCUUACACCGACUUCAUUCUCAACCAGGCUUCCCAAUUCUUCAAGGAAUUGUAUCAGUUGGGGGCACGAAGAAUAGGAAUUUUAGGUGUACCACCUAUUGGGUGUGUGCCAUCUCAAAGAACAGUAGGAGGAGGCAUCAAAAGAGAUUGCGACGAGAAUCAAAACAAAGCAGCGGAGCUCUUCAACUCCAAAUUAUCUGCUGAGACGAAUCACCUCAGACAUACACUCCCCAGCUCAAAGUUCAUCUACCUGGACGUCUACAACCCACUACUUGAUAUCAUAACAAACCCUACUAAAUACGGGUUUGAAGUUGUGAACAAAGGGUGUUGUGGUACUGGCUUGAUCGAAGUAACAAAACUAUGCAAUCAAUAUCAGCGAACCUGUACGGACGACUCUAAGUAUGUCUUUUGGGAUAGUUACCAUCCGACAGAAAGAGCAUACAGGAUCAUUGUGCAGCGCAUUCUAACCAAAUAUGCAAGCAGCUUCUUUUGA
Argentina anserina (silverweed cinquefoil) is the source of this 1101-nucleotide messenger RNA. RefSeq names its product GDSL esterase/lipase EXL3-like. Gene Ontology annotation, biological process: lipid metabolic process. The transcript has 5 exons. The coding region runs from base 1 to 1101 and encodes 366 amino acids. Gene Ontology annotation, molecular function: lipase activity. The record is from RefSeq and is a predicted model, not a curated record. Gene Ontology annotation, cellular component: extracellular region. NCBI's taxonomy places the organism in Eukaryota, Viridiplantae, Streptophyta, Magnoliopsida, Rosales, Rosaceae.